This is a messenger RNA of Penicillium macrosclerotiorum, 3195 nucleotides long. Its product is annotated as cation-transporting P-type ATPase PCA1. The transcript has 3 exons. Gene Ontology annotation, molecular function: ATP hydrolysis activity; ATPase-coupled monoatomic cation transmembrane transporter activity; ATP binding. Gene Ontology annotation, biological process: monoatomic cation transport. The coding region runs from base 1 to 3195 and encodes 1064 amino acids. Gene Ontology annotation, cellular component: membrane. NCBI's taxonomy places the organism in Eukaryota, Fungi, Ascomycota, Eurotiomycetes, Eurotiales, Aspergillaceae. The record is from RefSeq and is a predicted model, not a curated record.
AUGGGAUGCGACUAUUACAGCCCACCGGCUCCAGCCCCCGAGCCUGAUGUUAAGUCACUCGCGACUCCAGGUGAGAAGACGAGCAGUUGCCAGGAUCCUUGCUGCGAUAUUGUCGACGGUGAGCCUCUCGACACCAUGGCCUCGGGUCAGAAAGAGCUCACCCCGGAGAAACCGGAUGAUUGCUGCUCUCCUGGCAAAUGUGCGGACAGCGAAACCGAAAAUUAUACCGACUCGCCUGACUGCUGCCGUGGCAAAGUCAGCCCAUGCUGCGACACGGCUUGCCUUGAUCGCUUGGCUAUGCGGGAAUGCGAGAUGAGUGCUACGGCUGCACCCGGCCUAAACGGUAAGCCAAACAAUGAACCUACCGACCGCAAGGCAUGCAGCCAACAUCGUCUCUCUGCCCUCGACCGCUAUGGCGCUACUCUACAAGCUCUGGGGUGUAUCUGCCGCGCUCUCAUCGCUCUUGGCCAGGAAACCUGCUGUGAAAUUCGCGAGCGACAGUCAUUGGACGGGAAGCAGCGGUCUGAGAAGCCAUCUACUCGCUCCCUUCGUACUUCACUGGAUUCAUGCUCAAGCAACGGCUCCGUCACCAAUGACCAGGCCGCGCAGAGCCAUAUUCGCCUGCGGAGGGGUUCUCGUGAAAGCAAAGAGUCUGUCAAGAAGGCGUCCACGAAUGUGUGCGUUGUCUCUUUUUGCUCGAAGGACAAGCCGGCCAAAGACCCUCCUGUCAAAGACAAGUGCUCGAAGCCGUGCUGCGCCAUCACAGACGUAGAGAAUCAAGGUACUGGCAAGGAACAUGUUAUUCUCAGAAUUUCUGGCAUGACUUGUACUGGUUGCGAGACAAAGCUCAAACGAAUCCUCGUUACUCUCCCGGCCGUUAAAGACCUGAAAACCAGUCUGGUUCUCUCACGAGCCGAGUUCAAUAUUGAUCUACGCCUUGGCUCAGUGGAGGAAGUCGUGAAACAUCUACAGCGAACCACUGAAUUUAAGUGUGAAAGAGUCCAGAACCAGGGAUCUAGCCUAGAUCUUAUCGUCCCUGAUGAGCCCUCGAAAUUCAUCAGUCAGACGUGGCCAGACGGAGUUCUUGACAUAGCACCUGUGGACAGGCAGACUUUGCGAGUUACGUUCGAUCCGAAGAUUGUGGGAGCUCGAGACCUUACUCAGAAGAUUUGGGGUCCGCCAAUUGAACUUGCUCCUGCACGCGGUAACCCUUCGCUUGAGGCUGGCAGCAAGCACGUCCGUCAUAUCGGGUACACGACGCUUCUCUCCACUGUCUUCACGAUUCCGGUCCUGGUCAUGGCAUGGGCUUCGUUUCCUGAGAGGAAAGUGGCAUAUUCCUCGGCUUCACUCGCCUUGGCCACGAUUGUUCAAGUUGCCAUAGCAGGGCCUUUCUAUCCCAAGGCCCUGAAGGCUCUCAUUUUCUCGAGCGUUAUCGAGAUGGACCUCUUGAUCGUCUUGAGCACCAGUGCUGCCUACAUCUUCUCGGUGGUCUCCUUUGGGUACCUUAUUGCGGGACGACCCCUUUCGACUGGUCAAUUCUUUGAAACGAGCACUCUCUUGGUCACCUUGAUCAUGGUUGGUCGAUGGGUUGCCGCUCUCGCUCGUCAGAGAGCUGUUGAGUCUGUUUCUAUCCGGUCACUUCAGUCAAUGACAGCUAUUCUUGUCGACCAAAAUAGCAGAACGGAACGUGAGAUAGACGCCCGACUCCUUCAAUACGGCGACACCUUCAAGGUUCUCCCUGACACCAGAAUCCCGACCGACGGCACCGUCAUCCAUGGGUCGUCUGAGGUUGACGAAUCUAUGCUCACCGGUGAAUCUAGACCGGUGGAGAAAUAUCCCAAGUCUGUGGUGAUCGCUGGGUCUAUCAAUGGGUCUGGAGUUAUGACCGUUCGACUGAACCGCCUGCCUAAUGAUAACACCAUCAAUGCUAUUGCUGCGAUGGUCGACGAGGCCAAACUGUCGAAACCCAAGCUGCAGGAUCUCGCAGACUGGGUUGCAUCCUACUUCGUCCCGGUAGUGCUGGUAUUGACAAUCAUCACGUUCGUCAUCUGGGUUGCGGUAGGAAUGACUAUUCGUGGAUAUAAUGGAUCCGAAGCUAUAAUUCAAGCCAUCACCUACGCCAUUACUGUCCUCAUCGUCUCUUGCCCCUGCGCUAUUGGACUGGCUGUUCCUAUGGUCAUUGUGAUUGUCAGCGGAGUUGCGGCGGAAAAGGGUAUCAUCUUCAAGUCAGGAGAUGCUAUUGAAGUGGCUCAUAAGACGUCUCACGUCGUGUUUGACAAGACUGGGACCUUGACUCGGGGAAAGCUUUCCGUGGUCACGAAGGACUGCGACAAUGUGGACAAGCUCCCGCUUCUUCUUGCCCUCAUCGAGAACAGUCGACAUCCAGUCUCUGUUUCCGUGGCUGCUCACCUCAAGGAUGCUGGAGUUAUAGCUUCGACUGUUCCGGAGCCCAAGAGCCUUACUGGCAAAGGUGUUGAAACCACCUUCGGUGGCCGGAAACUUCGAGCAGGCAAUUCUCGCUGGCUGAAUUUAUCGGAAAAUGAACUUGUUCGACCAAUGCUUGCUCAAGGGUACACUGUCUUCUGCUUUACUAUCGAUAAUAUGUUACAGGCGGUCUAUGGUCUUGAAGAUGAGCUUCGACCUGACGCUGCAUGGACGAUUAAGGCCUUGCAGAAGCGUGGUGUCUCGGUACAUGUCGUUUCUGGCGACGAUGACGGAGCUGUUCAGUCUUUGGCAUCCAAGCUUAGCAUUCCUGGCGGCAAUGUGAGUUCUCGAAGCUCGCCCGCCGACAAGAAGGACUACAUCCAGACGCUCCUUGCUACCAGCAUAGAUCGUAAGAAACCGGUUGUUGUUUUCUGCGGUGACGGCACGAACGAUGCCGUUGCUCUCGCACAGGCUACGAUCGGUGUCCACAUGAACGAAGGCACUGAUGUCGCGCAAUCCGCCGCGGAUGUGGUUCUCAUGCGGCCAUCUCUGGCUGGUAUCCUCACUAUGAUGGAUGCCAGUCGGAAAUCUGUCAGCCGCAUCAAGUUCAACUUUAUAUGGAGCUUCGUGUACAACACCUUUGCAGUCCUUCUGGCUGCGGGUGCUUUUGGCAAUGCGAGAAUUCCUCCAGAGUUUGCGGGGCUGGGAGAGUUGGUGAGUGUGUUGCCAGUCAUUGCUGCUGCGCUGCUUCUGCGCUGGUCGACGAUCUAG